AUGGCUACUGAUCACUUACACAAUCCUUAUAAUCCCUAUUUUUCACAUGCCAAUGAAAAUCCUAUAAUUGUACUCGUCUCGCCAGUUUUGACUGGUUCCAAUUAUCAUGCUUGGGCUUGUGCUAUGAAGAUGGCGCUUGCUUUGAAGAAUAAAUUGGAUUUCAUUGAAAGGACACUUCCAUGUCCACCUACAACUAAUGCUUUGUACUCAACUUGGAAGCGUUGUAACACAAUGGUGUUAUCAUGGCUUACACGAUCGCUAUCUCCUCAGAUUGCACAGAGCAUUAUAUGGCUUGAUAAAGCAGUUGAUGUUUGGAAUGAUCUUCAAGAGAGGUUUUCUCAAGGAGACUUAAUUCUUAUAGCUGAUUUACAAGAGGAAAUUUCUUGCUUCAAGCAAGCCUCAGAUAUUGAUGUUAGAGUCUUUGCCUUCAAUAAACAAGGUUUUCUCUUUGGUGAUACAAUAAGAACGACAAAACAGUAUCAUAGUCAUGAGGAGUCUAAAGCUUUGUUUAAUAGAGCUUUUAAGAACAAUUUUGGACUUGAAAAUGCUGCAAGUUUUUCUGGUUAUGGACUGAGUAAUGGUCCUAGAUUUUACAGCAAUGGUGCAAACCCUUCUGGUUAUGGCUUUAGUAAUGGACCAAGACUUCUUUGUUUUCCAGCUGGUACCAGGCCUCCUAAUUCUGCACACUCUUCUAUUUUUAGACCUCGAGCUAAUUUUUCUGGCUCAGGUCCUGUUAAAGUUUGUAGCUACUGUGGAAGAUUCAAGCAUACUGUUGAGAAUUGUUAUUGGAAACAUGGCUUUCCUCAUGGCUUUAAGUUUCAAGAUUCUGCACCUGCUAAUACUUCAGUUCAUGUUGUUGUUACUGAGGCAAACCAGAAUUCUAGUGCAGACUCUUUUAUUGCAACUCUAGAAUCCAACUUCACAUUUACAGCCACACAAUAUCAGAAGUUAAUGUCUUUGAUUCCAGAGGAACCUUCUGCUACAGUGUCUAUACCUAUUUCUACUCAGCAUGCUACUGUGAGUUCCAUUUCUGAUCAUUCCCAGCCACCUAUUACUGAAUCUCUUAAUAAUCCUCAACGUAAUCCUUUUCCUUCUGCCCUAACAAAAUCUAAUACUUGGAUUUUAGACACUGGUGCUACUGACCAUAAGAAGAUUGGUUCAGCUAGAGUGCAAGAUGGAUUGUAUGUUCUGCUCCAACCACACCUAUUCACUACAACUAAUGCUGCUUCCAUUUUCAAUAUUACUUAUAUUUCAAAUAGAUCAGUUUCAUUUCCACAGUCAAAUUUGUGGCAUUUUAGACUAGGAUAUCCAUCUUAUCAUAGAUUACAAGCUAUUCAUAAAUCUGCACCUCUUGUUAUUGUUCUACUGAUAUACAUAAAUGUGAAAUUUUCCCUUUAG
Molecule: messenger RNA, 1398 nt
Organism: Jatropha curcas
Lineage: Eukaryota; Viridiplantae; Streptophyta; Magnoliopsida; Malpighiales; Euphorbiaceae
Source: RefSeq, a predicted model, not a curated record